Molecule: messenger RNA, 1502 nt
Organism: Cryptomeria japonica (Japanese cedar)
Lineage: Eukaryota; Viridiplantae; Streptophyta; Pinopsida; Cupressales; Cupressaceae
Product: coniferyl alcohol acyltransferase
Exons: 2
Coding region: 88-1458 (456 amino acids)
Molecular function (GO): acyltransferase activity, transferring groups other than amino-acyl groups
Source: RefSeq, a predicted model, not a curated record
UGGUUGAGCUAAUUUACAUCAUCUUUGAGCUGAGAUCUAGUUUAUCUUAUCACUCCUCUUGUGAAGAAGCUAAGAGAGUAAUUUGAGAUGGCCAUUUCAAACGAUUACCAUGUGGAGGUAGUCAAAACUGAAGUUGUAUUGCCUGCCAGUGUAAUCCAAGAGCGUAUUCUUCCAUUAAGCAAUUUAGAUCUCGCAGUUCCUCCUGUUUGCGUGCAUGUCUUUUUUUGUUAUGAGAAACCCCCUCAAACUAGUUUUGCCUCUGUUGUAUCGAAUCUCAAAAGUUCUCUGUCUAGAGCAUUUGUGUCUUGCUAUGCAUUUGCUGGAAGACUGGUCAGCCAUGGCGUUGGGGACUUACAAAUGGUUUGCAAUAACAAAGGGGCUGAAUUUUCAGAAGCUUAUGCUGACACUUGUCUUACUCAAGUGGAAUUUUGCAAUCCCAAUGGAGCUAUUGAGGGGAAGCUAGUUCCUCAACUUGUAAAUGACUCUGAAGGAAAUGGCACUCCAGUUUUUGCUGUUCAGGUAACACAAUUUAACUGUAGCAGGAUAGUUGUGAGCUGUACUUUCGAACACAAGAUUGCAGAUGCAUUCUCUGCCAACUUGUUUUUCUCAUGUUGGACCAAUCUUUCUAGAAAUGAACCAAUUGAGUCCAUUACUCCAAGCUUUACGCGCUCCAUUUUAGUCCCUAGAGAUCCCCCAGUUUAUUGUUCUCCAAUUGAGGAAAUGUACAUGAAGGUUGUACCUUCAGCAGAAUCCAACAUGCAAAUCGCUCAGCCUGCUCUAGCAAGUAGAAUCUAUUACCUCAGUGCAGAUGAUAUAAUAAAGCUCCAACUCAGUGCUAACCAGCAUGGCAAUAGUUAUACCAAAUUGGAGGCCUUUUCAGCUUACAUUUGGAAAUUGUUAAUCCAAAGCCAAAACAUGGAGGAUGCACAAAAUUGUAAUAUAAGCAUUGCUGUAGAUGGGCGUUCUCAUUUAAAAAACAUUGGAAUGCCUGCUAACUACUUUGGAAAUGCUGUAUUAGCCCCUUUUGCUAGCGCUAGAGCUGAGGACAUCAAGAAGGAGCCACUUUCUUGGAGUGCAAAGUUAAUUCAUGAUGCAAUAUAUAGUGUAGCAAAUGAGGAGUCUUUUCAAAGCGCAGUAGAUUUUAUCGAGAUAUCAAAACCGUCAUUAGUAUUUCCAAAGAUAUAUAGAAACAAAGAUGAACCUUACAUUAUUGUAUCUUCUGGGCUGCGUUUUCCCUUGUAUAAGUUUGAUCAUGGAUGGGGAAAACCCAGAUUAGCAAUCUACAAUUUACCUUAUACUUCAGGUUAUGUGAUGCCAACCCUUAGUCCUUAUGGAGAUGGUAGUUGGCUAAUAAACAUGAACCUCCUAAUUGAUCAAAUAAAUGCUAUUGAGUCCCAUCCCAAUUUCUUUUCACGUCUAAUUUCACCCAACAUUUUUUGUGAUCAAAAAAAUGUGUAAUCUCAACCAUCAAAAGAAAUUUAGUUGUUAUAUGAUCUCAAGUC